Messenger RNA from Epinephelus fuscoguttatus (brown-marbled grouper), 6103 nucleotides. It is a transcript of the gene myo3a, whose product is annotated as myosin IIIA. The transcript has 36 exons. Gene Ontology annotation, molecular function: cytoskeletal motor activity; protein kinase activity; protein binding. NCBI's taxonomy places the organism in Eukaryota, Metazoa, Chordata, Actinopteri, Perciformes, Serranidae. Gene Ontology annotation, cellular component: myosin complex. Bases 14 to 5611 code for a protein of 1865 amino acids. Gene Ontology annotation, biological process: protein phosphorylation. The record is from RefSeq and is a predicted model, not a curated record.
UAGGUCUGAAAACAUGUCUGAAAACAGCUACUUUAAUUUCAGGAGAUCUCUCCUGAAGAUGUUUCCACAAUCAGGGAAAUCGAUUGUCUUUGACAACUUUCCAGAUCCCACUGACGCCUGGGACAUCAUCGAGACAAUCGGGAAAGGGACCUACGGAAAAGUCUACAAGGUGCUCAACAAACUUGAUGGAAGUAAAGCGGCUGUAAAGAUACUGGACCCCAUCCAUGAUAUUGAUGAGGAAAUCGAAGCAGAGUACAACAUUCUCAAAGCUCUUUCUGACCAUGCCAACGUUGUCAAAUUCUACGGGAUGUACUACAAGAAGGACGUGAAAUGUGGAGACCAGUUGUGGCUAGUACUGGAGCUCUGCAAUGGUGGCUCUGUGACAGAUCUGGCUAAAGGCAUGCUGAAGAGGGGAGACAGAAUGGAUGAAGCCAUUAUUGCCUACAUCUUGCAUGAGGCCCUCAUGGGUCUCCAGCACCUGCACAUCAACAAGACCAUCCACCGUGACGUCAAAGGCAAUAACAUCCUGCUAACGACACAUGGAGGGGUCAAACUCGUGGAUUUUGGUGUUUCAGCCCAGCUGACAAAUACCCGUCUGAGGAGGAACACCUCUGUGGGAACUCCCUUCUGGAUGGCUCCUGAGGUGAUAGCAUGUGAGCAGCAGCUGGACUCAACCUACGACGCUCGCUGUGACGUCUGGUCACUCGGCAUCACCGCCAUAGAGCUGGGAGAUGGAGACCCACCCCUCUCUGAACUUCACCCAAUGAGAGCCCUUUUCAAGAUACCCAGAAAUCCUCCACCUACUCUCCACCAGCCAGAGCUCUGGUCAGAUGACUUUAAUGACUUCAUCUGCAAAUGUCUGAUUAAGGACUUUGAGCUGAGACCAAAUGUGCUAGACCUGCUCCAGCAUGUGUUCAUCAAACAGAUUGUUGGCAGAGAGAAAAUACUGCAGAAACAAUUGAUUGAACUCAUUGAUCUCAACCAACAAAUAGGAGUCAUUGAAAAAACAAGGCAUGAACGCAUUCAUACUAAAAGAGGAGGCCAUAUGAAGACGCAGACUGACCCAAAUGAGGUGGACGACCUCGCCACCCUCGAAGUUCUAGAUGAGAACACGGUCACAGAGCAGCUCCAGAGCCGCUAUGGACGAGAUCAAAUCUACACGUAUGUGGGAGACAUCCUCAUCGCAGUCAAUCCUUUCCAUAAGAUGGAGAUAUACACCCCUGAGUACACCAAGAUGUACAUAGGAGCGAAGCGUACAGCUAAUCCACCACACAUCUUUGCUGUGGCUGACAUCGCCUACCAGUCCAUGGUGUCAUAUAAUGCAGACCAGUGUGUGGUGAUCAGUGGGGAAAGUGGAGCAGGAAAAACAGAGGGUGCUCAUCUGUUGGUACAGCAGCUGACAGUUCUCGGAAAGGCUAAUAAUCGGACGCUCCAGGAGAAGAUCCUGCUGGUCAAUAGCCUGGUGGAGGCAUUUGGAAACGCCUGCACUGUCAUCAAUGACAACUCCAGCCGCUUUGGCAAGUACCUGGAGAUGAGGUUCACCUGCGGAGGAACAGUGGUUGGAGCACAGAUAUCUGAGUACUUGCUGGAGAAGUCGAGAGUCAUCCACCAGGCAGUAGGAGAAAAGAACUUCCACAUCUUCUACUACAUUUACGCCGGCCUGGCUGACAGGAAGAAACUCGCCCACUACAAGCUCUCUGACAACAAAACACCUAAGUAUCUGUGUAAUGAGCACAUUAAAUUAGGGCCUGACAUAGUGAGCAACACCUUCUACAAGGAGCAGUUUGAUGCAGUGGAGCAGUGUUUCAAAGUCAUUGGAUUCACCCUGGAGGAGCUGGGCAGUGUUUACAGCACUCUGGCUGCCAUCCUCAACUCCGGCGAUAUCGAGUUUUCUCCGGUUGCCUCGGAGCACCAAACUGACAAGAGUGACAUCUCCAACAUUUCUGUCCUGGAGAACGUGGCAUCACUGCUGUGUAUCCGCUCAGAUGAGCUCCAGGAAGCCCUGACCUCCCACUGUGUUGUGGCCCGAGGAGAGACGAUCGUCAGGCCAAACACGGUGGAAAAAGCUGCAGAGGUGAGGGAUGCCAUGAGCAAGGCUCUCUAUGGCCGUCUCUUCAGCUGGAUCGUCAACCGCAUCAACGCCCUGCUGCGGCCCGACAGCAACCUAGGAGAGAAUGACAAGGGCUUGAACAUCGGCAUCCUGGACAUCUUCGGUUUCGAGAACUUCAAGAAGAACUCUUUCGAGCAGCUCUGCAUCAACAUUGCCAACGAGCAGAUCCAGUUUUACUUUAACCAGCACAUAUUCGCUUGGGAACAGGAUGAGUACCUGAAUGAGGAGGUGGAUGCUCGGAUGAUUGAGUAUGAAGACAAUCGGCCCCUCCUGGACCUGUUCCUGCAGAAGCCAAUGGGGAUGCUCUCACUUCUGGAUGAGGAGAGUCGCUUUCCGCAGGCCACCGACCAGACCCUCGUAGAGAAAUUUGAAGAUAACCUGAAGAUGAAAAGCUUCUGGAGACCAAAGAGGGUCGACCUCGGCUUUGGUAUUCACCACUACGCUGGGAAGGUGAUUUACAACGCUGCAGGCUUCUUGGCCAAAAACAGGGACAUGCUACCAGCUGACAUCGUCCUGCUGCUGAGGUCGUCAGAAAACGAGCUCACUCGCAAACUUGUCACCCAUCCCCUCACCAAAACAGGCAACCUUGCCCACACCAAGGGUAAAGGCAUAAACACAAUGCGCAGCCCGCGGACCCCGACACGCACCAUCACCUUCGCCAAGAUGGGAGUGCUAACCUUAUACAGUUCUUUUUCUUUCAGUGAGCCGGGUGAACCUACAGACCAGCCUUACCACCCGAGAGAAACCACCAAUAUGAGAACACAGACAGUGGCCUCCUACUUCAGAUACUCUCUGAUGGACCUGCUGUCAAAGAUGGUGGCAGGGCAGCCUCACUUUGUUCGCUGUAUCAAACCAAACAACGAUCGCCAUGCCAAUAAGUUUGACCGGGAGAAGGUGCUGGUUCAGCUGCGAUACACCGGAGUCCUGGAGACCGCAAAGAUCAGACGACAGGGCUACUCUCAUCGCAUCCUGUUUGCUAACUUCAUAAAGAGGUACUACAUCUUGGCUUUCCAUGCUCAUGAAGAGCCGGCUGCGACUCAAGAAGCGUGUGCUGCAAUACUAGAGAAGGCCAAGCUGGAGAACUGGGCAAUGGGGAAGACUAAGGUGUUUCUCAAAUACUACCACGUUGAACAUCUGAACCUGAUGGUGCAGCAGGCCACACAGCGGAUCAUUCUGCUCCAGGCUUAUGUCAGAGGCUGGCUCGGAGCAAAACGAUACCGGCGGAUAUUAAAAGAGCGAGAACAGAGUGCUCUGGUGCUGCAGUCAGCUUACAGAGGUCAUAAAGUUCGGAAGAGGGUGGCUGAUGACAAAAGCAAAGCAAAGUUUGAGGCCUUCAUUGUCCAGUUUCAGGCUGUUUGCAGGGGCUAUCUUGCAAAAAAGAAAUACAAGGAGUUGGUAGAUGAGAAGAACAAAGCUGCGACCAAGAUUCAGGCUCGCUACAGAGGGCACAAGGAGAGGAAGAGCUUCAAAAGAAAACGGGAAGCCAAAGAGAAAGAGAAAGCAGAGAAGGCCCUUAAAGAACAAGAGGAAGAGACUCCUGAACCAGAGACGAUCACCAGUGAAGAAAAACCUGCUGCUCCUGACAACGAAGUAACAAACGAGGAAGACGAAACUAAGGCUGCGGUGGUUCUCCAGAGCAACUUCAGAGGCUACAAAGAGAGAAAAAAGUUUAAGGAGAGGAAAAAGACAAUGGCUGGGACCGAGCUAGAGUUACCACCAAACGUAGUGACAGAGCAAGAGGAGCCUACCAGCAAAGAGGAGGAAGGGGAGAAGACAGGUGAUAAACAAGAGGAGAAUGAAGAUGAAGAGGAAAGUACUUAUGAAGCAGAAGAGAAUGAUGAUAGUGAUCACACGCAGGUGCCAGAGGAUGACGAACACACAGAACUGGCAGAUGAAGCGGUUAUUGAGGAUGCACCGGCUGCAGAUGCUGUAAAAGAAGAGCAGGAGGAGGAUGAGAAGGAGGAGAAUCAUCAAGAAAAAGCUGCAGGGGAAGAGGCUCCUAAUGUAGAAGAAGAAACCAAGGCUGCCACUGUCCUCCAGAGUAAUUUUAGAGGUCACAAAGAGAGGAAGAGGUUACAGGAUGAAGGCAAGAUCCCAGCUAAGAAACAGAAACCAAAAAGUCCUACUGCUGAAGAAGAAGUGCCCACAGUGAGCAGCCCUACAGGUGAGGAUGAUGUGCCCCCAGCUCAAGCACCAGCAGAGGAAGUCAGCAGUGAAGCAACAGAAAAGGAAGAAGAGUCAACAGUAGCUCAAGAUGCUGCAGAUGUUUCUUCAAGCGAUGUCAAGUCAGAGGACCCAGACGAGGCUAAAGCAGCUGUGGUGCUUCAGAGCAACUUCCGCGGCCACAAGGAGCGCAAACGACUCGAGGAGGAAGGAAAGAUCCCGAAGAAGAAGAAAAAGAAGGAGGAGGAAGUUACACCAGAACCUCCAAAAGAAGAAGAGGAACAGAUAGUGCAGACAGAAGAAUCAGUGCCAGAAUCCCAGCCGGAUGCUUCUGCUGAGAGCCCAGAGGGACUGGACGAGGAAAAAGCUGCUACAGUCCUUCAGAGUAACUUCAGAGGCCAUCGGGAUCGAAAGAAACUGAAAGCAGAGAGGGAAAUGAAAAACAAAGCAAAGGAAGAAGCUGCCAAUGAUGCAGAAAAGGAAACUAAAGAGGAGGCAGAGGAAGCAGCCCUGGAUGUUGAGGAUGUGAUGAUAGAACGUAAAGAGGAGACAGAUGCUGAAAAAGAGAGACUGGAGGAAGAGCAGGCUGCAGUGAAGAUCCAGAGUAACUUCAGAGGGUACAAGGACAGAAAGAACCUGAAGGCCAACAGGCAGACAGCGCAGACAGAAGCUUCACAACUAGAGAACUUCUCCAAACAGAUCACAAAGACUUCUCAGGACUUUCUGGCCCUGCAGCAGAAGUUGAAUGAGAUCAUCCAGGCCCAUCAAUCAAACCCCGAGAGCAAUGGCAUGUUUGUGAGAGGAAAAGCAAUCAAUGGCUAUGCUCCCCAGAUUCACCAAUCAACAGAGAAGAGAAAGUCUAGGACCCCCCGCCGGACCCAGCAGCCAAAGACCCUCAACACACCAGAGGACUCCACCUAUUACACCCUGAUUCAUCGGUCUGUCCAGGAUGAUAAACGCAAGCCCAGGAAAGAGGAUCCAGGGAAGCUGCUGGAUGUGGAUGACCACUACUACCGUGAACUGUCCACCAGCAGGUCUGAACCCUGCAUCCCCACAGAGGAGACGCCACCCAGCAGCCUGCCCGAGAGACGGCAGUCCAUAGAGAGGAGAGGGUCUACAGAGACGAGGCGGUCCACAGAGCAGGAACCAGCUGCUGCCAGCAGACAGACCAGAGAGAGGGCCGUCACUGAACCAGCACCUCCCAAACCUGUCAGUGACAACAGGCGCUCCGUUCCCAGAAUGCCCUCCACAGAGAGUCGGACUGACGACAACCCGUAUGACUUCAGACAUCUACUGAGGAAGACCUCACAGAGACGAAGGCUCAUCAAACAGUACUGAUCACACGACUGAACUUUUUUAGCCAUUUGGUCCAUAAUCUGUCAGGAUCUGAAUGUGGCAGUGUGUUAUCAUGUGUCAUGCUACAUGAUAUGAGUAUUUGAUUCGUCACAGCUUCUUCAUAAACCUUUGAAAUGAAACAAAUGAAAACUGCAUUGAUUAUAAGUCACCACUGUUCUUAUUAAUCUAAAAGCAGGACAGGAUUAAGUAUAAUGUAAAUAAUAAAAUGUCAUAUACUUAAAUCUGUAAAUGAAGGUUUUAUUUAUGUCAUUAGUAAACUAGACGUUUUUGCUCAUGUUUGCUGUAUCCAUUUCCUCUCUGGUUUGGUAAAUAUUGUGUUUGAGGUUAUAUAUUUAAACUAGAAUUGUGUAAAAUAUCUAGAGAUCGUGUAAAUACAAAAGCCAUGCUCUUUCACUUGAAUACUUUACAUUUCAAUCCAUUUUGAAGGAUGUAUUUUCUGAAAAAAAAAAAAAAAGCUGCUUCAGUGUUGUCACA